AUGGUGUACGCGACCAUCGACGUGCUCGUCUUGGACGCCCUAUGCCACCUGCAAACCGUGGAGAGGAACAGCACGCUAAGGCAGUACACCUCGUGGAUUUAUCACUACAAGAGGUGGGCGGCGAAGAUGUUGAAGCAAAUUCGCAACAAGCUUCCGCAGGAGUACAUGCUUAAGCACGUCGACGAGAUAGGGCACUACAUCCGGGACAACAAGAAGAAAAACUGGGACCAAGAGGCCGAUGUCCUCCGGUCGUACGUGUGGCUGCACGGCCCUAGGGUCACCAAGUCCCGGCUUCGCGCAUACGUGAAGUACAUGGUUCGGGAGUUGAAUCUCGAUGCCGAGUCCAGCAAGAACGACGACAACGCCAUAGGAACACAGCCUGUGCAAUCUACAACGGUGCACACGCUCCUCGGGCGCAUAAAGGCAUGCCAGAUGGCGGCGAGAGUGGAGGCGACGAUAUACCGGGAGACGGAGCUGAGCAUCAUGCGAGAGAUAUCGGUGGUCAGGUCGGAGGUGUGGUUCAUGAUCCGCACCAAGAAGAACUGCACCGAUCGGCGUCGCGGAACAAUCGGCGAUACCUACACCGCCGAGCAGUUCCGCCAGAUCAUGUUCAAGGUGCUGCCGACGUGGGCGGUCAAGGCGUGGAACCCGCGGGGUACGGGCCCGUCGCAGACGCUAUGGCGGUUUCUGCUGUUGAAGGUGCUCACGCUACUCUCCCACCACUCUCUUCUGCGCGGUGCAAGCAUCCGCGAGAUCACGCUCCCCGACAUAUUCUUGUACCGACUGGCGAGCACCUCGUCGGUGAACCCGGAGAACCAGCCGGUCGUCAUGGUCAUCGCUGCGCGGAACUCGAAGACGUCCAAGGAUGCGCGUCUGCAGCAGAGCUACGCUGCGCGGCACCUCGAAGCGGAGUUGUGCGCCGUUGGCGAGACGGGCCUGUGGUUGCACUUCAUCCUCGACCAGAUCGGCCAGUUUCACAGCGUCCGCCUCAUUCCGCCGGUGGACACCAGCACACGCGCGAGCUGGUACAAGAAGCACCUCUUCUUCGCCAAAAACGACACCGACCAAGGGGAGCUCUCUGCGGCAAGCCACCAACGCUGGAAACGGCAGUUGUGGGACAAAAACGGGGUCUUCUGCAAGAGGAACGUGCACGCCGCUCGAGCCGGAGGGGCCCAGGAGCUGGCCAUCGACGGCACGCCGCGCGCCGAGAUCGCGGAGCUGGGUCACUGGGCGCUCGACAAGAUGACGCGAGCGUACAUCACCGCCAUUCCGGUGGGGGUGGUGAUGAAGAAGGCCGGUUACUCUGGUUACAAGCAGGACUACUUCUUGGGCCGGAGCAGGGUGGAGCCCUCCGAUAAGCUCUUGAAGCUCCUCGCCGAGCACAUCUUCCCCGGCGUCGACGACAUGCUGAAGACGAUAUGUUAG
Molecule: messenger RNA, 1425 nt
Organism: Closterium sp. NIES-65
Lineage: Eukaryota; Viridiplantae; Streptophyta; Zygnematophyceae; Desmidiales; Closteriaceae
Source: the annotation of a GenBank genome assembly